UUAUUUCCCUUCCUUCACCCGCGACAGCAGUAUUACUAUCACAGUCUGGACCGGGAAGCAAGAAAGGAGAGAUUAAAAAUCUGUGCGCGUUGCUAUCAGUGACGUGUAAAUAUUUCUUUCCUGCAGUUAACAAGUUGUUCAUAAUACAGCCAGGAAAUGGAUCAGGCGAGGAGUCGGGGGCGAAAGCCCGCAGCUGUAAUAAAGCCACAGCAGGGAGAGUCGAAAUCCUACAGGGUAUAUGUCGCACUCGCAAUAUUCCUGGUGAUGCUCUGGAUGUCAUUCCCAACACCGUGUGGCGGACAUGACCAUCAUCAUGAUGAAAGUCCGAGUUUUAAAUACUCGAGACAGGCGAAUGAAAUGUACCAAGAGCAACAUGAUGAAUAUAGUCAUAAGCAACACCAUCAUCACGAUCACGAUCACGAUGGACAUGGGCAUCAUCAUGAUCAUGACCACAAUGGGCAUGGUCAUCAUCAUCAUAAUCACGAUCACAGCAAGCAUGAACAUCGACAUGAUUCCAGCAACGGAAAGGAUGCGAAACCUCCUGCCGACAUAUUCUACAUCUGGGUUCACUCGCUGGGCUCAACAUUACUCAUCAGUGCCGCACCUUUCUUUAUCCUUUUCGCUAUCCCACUGGAGAACACAGAAGAGAUGCAACCCCGACUUAAGACCUUGCUAGCUUUCGCGUCCGGUGGCCUGUUGGGUGACGCUUUUCUGCAUUUGAUACCACACGCCAUCCAACCGCACAUUCACGGGGAACACGGCCACUCUCAUGGACACCAUCACCAUGAGGAAGGUGAUGAGGGGCACUCACACGAUAUGCGUGUCGGUCUCUGGGUUUUGGCCGGUAUUAUAGUGUUUCUGGCAGUGGAGAAAGGUGUGCGUCUGAUCAAAAAAGACGUCGGCGAGGGUCACGGUCACAGCCAUGGAGGAAGUGCCAAGAAAGAGAAGAUCUCCCCUCCAACAUCCCCAUCAAAAAAGAAGAAACCAAAAGCGGAUGACGGUGGCGACAAGAAACAGGAAGCGGAGAGCGCUAAGGCAAAAGGAAAAGCGGUCAAGAAGAAGGAAACCAAGAAAGAACAAAUUAAAAUUGCGGGCUAUCUUAAUCUGGCCGCGGAUUUCACUCACAAUUUCACCGAUGGUCUAGCCAUCGGUGCAUCCUACUUGGCAGGCAACAGCAUCGGUAUUGUGACGACAAUUACCAUCCUGUUGCACGAAGUGCCACACGAGAUCGGAGAUUUUGCCAUUUUGGUGAAAUCGGGAUGCUCGAAAAAGAAAGCCAUGUUGCUCCAACUAACCACGGCAGUAGGGGCACUGACUGGAACUGUUCUCGCUCUGCUUGGUAGCGGCAGCGAUGCAGCCGAGUCGUGGGUGCUUCCGUUCACCGCAGGUGGAUUCAUCUACAUCGCAACGGUAUCUGUGAUUCCCGAGUUACUCGAAGGAUCCACCAAGCUGUGGCAGUCGCUGAAGGAAAUCACCGCACUGCUGGCCGGCGUCGGUAUGAUGGUAAUUAUCGCUAGGUUCGAGUAGUUUAGCCAGUAUUCCCCUUCUUCUCUUUAUUCACUCCAUUCGUUGCGAUGCGUGAUUCCAUCUAAAAAUGUAAACGAGAGAACCUCGCUUUUUCGUGUUUGAGGAAAGUGUUUCCAUUUGAUUUGAGUGCUUUAGAAUUGUAAUUUUAUUUGAUCCUUUAAGUCUAGCGCAAAAAUCGGCAGUUAUAAAUGGGAACAAAAUGUAUUUCAUUUGAAAGGCUUUAAUAGAAGCUAGAUUAUAGCAUUACAUGUAAAAAAAAAUUACAGUUUUGUAAUAAAAGCAAUAAUUUAUCCCACCCGCGAUUCAUUCACAUUAUUCAAUUUUCUUUCUUCGAUUCGAUGACAGCGCUGAUCUACGGUUGAAUGUAUGUUCCGAAGCUCUCUUCAAACACGAGAAGCGGAUUCCUCCGCAUACUUUGUUAUCUAUCACGUAGAGUAAACACAAACCAUGUGAAGAUAGGCGAACCCAAACAGAUCAUAAAUGUGUUAUCUUUAACAUGACACAUGCGAUGGAAAGUGACACGGUUCGAUCACUUUUGAAUCGAUACGUUUGAAAACGCUUCCCUUCCUAUCACUUACAAUUGGCUAUCUGAUUCGGAGAUAUUGGAGUAAAACUCGUUCAACAUUGUGUAUUUUGAAAUUAUACUCACUUUUUACACUAAGAAGCGUUAGAAAAAUAAUGGAAUAUAAUUAACUUUCAUUUGACUAUAGGGAGCAUGCAUUAAAACACUAGAGGAACAGUACGCAUUGUGAUGCGCGUCAUGUAUUACUACAACAUCGAUUUUUUCUUUACGUUCGAUCUACUCCUCGGCGGGUAGAAUGCAUUUUACUGAAAUGUAAUUUAUCAAUUAAAUAAAUUGUCUAUUCGUUUAUCGUUAGCUAUGGGCGAUGGUUGUUUUAACACAUGGCUCCACAUCAUUCCACCGCUAGCUUCUUUCAUAAAUUAAGCUUAUGGCGCGAGAGAUGACUUAAUAAAUAUAAAUAUAUUUACACA
This is a messenger RNA of Toxorhynchites rutilus septentrionalis, 2520 nucleotides long. RefSeq names its product protein catecholamines up (gene Catsup). Bases 157 to 1527 code for a protein of 456 amino acids. Gene Ontology annotation, molecular function: zinc ion transmembrane transporter activity. The transcript is spliced from 4 exons. NCBI's taxonomy places the organism in Eukaryota, Metazoa, Arthropoda, Insecta, Diptera, Culicidae. Gene Ontology annotation, cellular component: membrane. The record is from RefSeq and is a predicted model, not a curated record. Gene Ontology annotation, biological process: zinc ion transmembrane transport; intracellular zinc ion homeostasis.